Rubroshorea leprosula is the source of this 1592-nucleotide messenger RNA. Lineage: Eukaryota; Viridiplantae; Streptophyta; Magnoliopsida; Malvales; Dipterocarpaceae. The record is from the annotation of a GenBank genome assembly.
CCGCCGCUGCUUCAUGUAGCGACACGGCGGCAGUUCAAGCCACAAACGACGACGCCACCGCCAAUGAAAAUGUCCGUAUCUUGAUUUGAGGCAAAAACGGCGAGACAAUUCUGCUUACGUUGAUUAAACUUGAAGAAUAUGAACUUAAUUGAGCAUUUGCUUCAGUGUGUUAAGAAGAAGCUUUACGGAUCUUGAGAGAAGACUUACGGUUCUUUGGAACCAGGCUAUAGAGAUCUUGAUCUUUCCAUAUUUAUCAUUAAUUAUUGUUUGUGCAACAUAAACGAUGCUGUUGUGGUUUUAGUGAGAUAUUAACAGUAGGCUUUCUUUCUUGGAAGGUCCUGUGUUAAAAAGAGAUACAUGAAAUAUGAAUAUAUCCAUUUAUUUGUUAGAAAACCUGUGAAGAGAUCUCCAAUAACCAACAGUGGAAGAAGUAGAUAUUAUCUCUUGGAGCUGAAUCUGAUACACCAUAUUUUCAGUAGUAGGUUCCUGAGUUUUCUUGUAUGGUGGGAUAAACCCAUGGUUGAAUAUGAGAAAGUUAAGAUAUGUUUGUUAGCCUAUCCUCUCUCAAAGAAAAUUUUUAUGCCAGGUAACUAGUAAAAUGGCCUCCCUGAUUGAAUCAUGCAGUCAAUUGAGAGACAAAGUUGGUACAACAGCCCAAAGCAGGGUACUACUUGUCAUUGGCUCAUUGCCAUGCCUCCCUCAUGUUUCACAUACAUGAUAGCUAGCUUCUCUUCUUAAGUCUCUGUAUGUUGUUUUCCUUUACUGGGGCUGGCAAACGAUACAAUUGACAUGAUUUUGUUUACUCCAAGGUACAUUACAUAGGCCUUAAGCAUUUAUGAUGCAAUGUAAAACACAAUGCGGGAAGGUAGACUUUCAACAACUUUUCUGUAAAUAAUUAUCAUAUUUGGUUUGUGUUUGUUUCUUUUUGUCAAUAUGUGUAGACUUUUUUCUUGAUUGGGGAUCAUUUUUUUAUUAUUAGGAGAUAUCUUGAGGUCAUGGUGGCAUGUUUUUACAAUGUCACCAUGAAAAUUGUAAUUGCUCCAUGCUCAUCUGUGUAAUGAACUUUUGAAGAAGUACUGGUGUUGCAUCUUCUAUUUCAAAGUCUAUUUCUGCUAAUUUUGGUGCCUAUUUUUCAGAGAACAAGGAAGUUCUCAGUGAUCUUUAAGAGCUACUACCAGCUGAUUUGUGCAACAUACAGAAAUUGGAUGCUGUCCUAUGUUUGGCUAACAUUGAUCCCACUUAUUGGUCAAUUCUUCCUUUUCCAAUAUUCAGGUGAAUUUUUGUUGGUGGUUUAUUUCAUAUUCUUUUAGAGGUUUAAUUAAAUCACCAUUUCCUUUUCUCUGUCCAAUUUUCCAUAUUUCAAAGAGGGAAACCCACUCCAGCAAAGCUGCACUUUGUUUGGUAUUUUAUGUUUUCCAGAUUCUCUAUGCUUUUACUCUGCAUUUUCUUAGUGGAUCCAGUUAUUUCCUUCCACACGAAAAUGAUGAAGCUUCCUUCUAAAUUCUGAUAUUGGAAUCAGCCUGCCUACAUUUACAAUUUCUUUGUGAGGGUUACUAUGUUCAGCAAUUUUUUUCCCCGUUCUGUUAAAUAUU